GUGAAAAUCUUGUACAAUAGGAUGAAUAAACCCUCAAGUGACAAAACAAUUUGAACAUCCGUUUCGAUCGUAUCAUUAAGUCAUUCAGAAAGGUUAGAGGACAGCCAUGGAUUCACCUUGGCAAAUUUUAGGGAUAACGUCUGUAGCAGCUUUAGGAGUAUACUUUUUCUUCACCCAUGGAAGAAGAGGUCGAUACAGGUUGCCCCCAAAACCCUGGGGAUGGCCAGUAUUAGGAAAUAUACCUCAACUGAUCGGAGGAAAGGGUGUGUAUUACAAACUGCUGGGAUUCAGAGAAAAGUACGGCGAUCUUUUUCGAGUACAGAUGGGCACACAAACGCUCUUUGUUGUAUUUGGCCGAAGGUAUUUCCAUGAACUGUUGAUUGAAAAGGGAGAUAUUGUAUCAAAAAGACCGAGCUGGCUGUAUACCCCUCAUCAACUAACGCAUGGAAAAGGAAUUAUAUGGAGUAAUGGAAAAGCAUGGCAAACUAUGCAGGCUUUGUUGAGAAAGGCACAGGAAGACUCCACAGUUGUGUCUGCUCUACAGCGCCACCUAACGGCAGAGUAUGAAGAGUUCCAAAAUUACUUGAAGGACGAGUCCUCCACCUACAGUUUGGAAUAUUUGAUCCGCCAAGCGUCUUUUAACUUUCUCUCAGCUUUUUUGAUCGGAAAACGAUUUGGAUACAACGAUUCUACUUUCAAUGAAAUGAGAGACAAAAUAGAGAGUUAUGGAUUUUCUAUGGCUACGGUUAACAUAGAAAAUUACAUUCCCUUAUUGGCUUUCCUCAACAAAUCAAAAAUACAAAAGGCUACGAGCGAUCAGGAGUUUGUGUAUGGAAUCCUUCGAGAAAAUGUAGAUGAGCGUCGACGUUUGACCAACGAUCCUCCAGAAAGUUUCCUCCAAAUGUACCUAUCACAACCAGAAGAUGAACGAAUGAAAGAAGGAAUGAGCGAGUUGGAUGCUUUGAGGGCCAUUGUGGAUAUGUACGUCGGUGGACGGGACAAUCUCAUUACCUACAUCAAAUGGAUACUGAUGACAUUCGCGAAAUAUCCGGAUAUACAGUCAAAAUGUCGUGCAGAGAUUCAAGAGGUAACUGGAAGGGAUCGUCGCAUCCGGUUAGACGAUAGAACAAAAACUCCAUACACAUUGGCUACUGUAAAAGAAUUACUACGUAUGCGCGCUCCAGUGGUUCUGGCGCCAUUCCACACUCCUACGGAGGAUAUAACACUGGGUGAGUACGAUAUUCCGAAGGGCAGCAUCAUUCUAGUUGACUGCAAGGCACCGUGUUAUGAUGGGAAGGCUUGGAGUGACCCGGAAGUAUUUAAUCCAGAAAGAUUUCUUGGUGGUUCUGAACAGCUGUUACCGAAAUCCUGCUUUGUGCCGUAUGGAACAGGUUCCCGAUACUGCAUUGGAAAAUAUGUUGGAAAUAUUUUCCAAUAUAUGUUUACGGCCCACAUUCUUCAGGAUUUCCAGAUAAUGACCAGACAUCCAGAUACAGAGCUGUCCAUGGAGGACAACUUUGACAUAUUUGGACUUCGACCUCAACAUUUCGACGAAAUCAUAAUGAAACCGCUGGGAUAAUUGACAUUCAACCUUAGUUAAUGAAACCGCUGGAAUAAUUGACAUUUGUUUAACCUUAGUAAAUGAAACCACUUGAAUAACUGGCAUUUGUUUAACCUUAGUUAAUGGAUCCAAGGGAACAAUUAUCAUUUGUUCAACCACAGUUAAUGAAACCACUGGAAUUAUUGAUAUUUGUUUGAUAGUCUAGAAAAAUUAUCUAAUAAAUCUGGCAUUCUUAAUAUUUCAAGCACCUGUCCCUCACUGGCAGAUGAUCGAGCAUGCAUUGGACUUUUACCUUCAAGCAAUGCUUAACAUGUACAUUUCAUACAAAUACUCUAGGAAGUGGCGAUUUACGUUUAAUGCCCAAAAAUCUUGCAUUUUAAGAUUUCGAGCGAAAAGUGUAAAAGUAGACUCACUAUGUAUGGUAUCUGGGGAAUGAUAUCAUUCCUUGUUUGGACAACUGCAACCAUCUUGGCAUUCUCAUCAAUGAUAAGUGCAACUUUCAGAUAGGAUUAUCUCUGCGGGAAAAUUCAUAUUUCGCUCUUAAUGAUAUUGAAUCUCGAUACCUAAACCCUUUAACACUCUCACAAAUCAAUCUUUACAAAUCAGUUGUCUUACCUUCGGUACUUUAUGGAUAUGAAUUAUGGAAUGACAUAUCCUCAAAUGAUUUACAUCGCUUGAAUGUUUUCCAACAUUUAGUGGUAAAAUAUGCCCAAAAUCUUCCUACAAGAACAAGGUCUGACAUUUGUGAAAACCUUUUUCAAGUUCUUCCGAUACAAGCUGAGAUUGAUACAAGAAAGCUACUAUUUCUUGGCCAUCUGUGUCGCCUGAAAUUCAAAACUCUGUCAAAGAAAAUAUUCUUAACAAGGCUUUUUUCAUACUUUGAGAGAAUCGCCCGAAACAGCUAGGCUUUAUUCCUGACAUUUUGAAUUUAUUAUGUAUUUAUAUAACCUCUGUGAAUAUAUGAAGGAGUGGCUUUCGGUUGGAGUAUUUCCGUCAAAAUCAUCUUGGAAACGGAUUGUGAAAUCUGCAACCUUUCAAUACAAUAAACUCCAGAGGGAUAAUCGCAUGUCAGGUGAUUCAGGAUUCGACUGUUUCCGUGAUAUAUUUCAGGAUAGUAACCCUGCGUUGUUUUGGCGACUGUCUUCCAACUGUUACGAAAUUUCUCUAUGCCAGUUCAACUGCAAGUUGGUGUCAGAAUCUCCAAGAGUAACUAGCGAAAUUUGCUCCCUUUGUGGUGCUACAUAUGUUGAUCUGUUUAACCACGUGUCUUGCUCAUGCCGCUUCACAUAUGAUAUCCGUAAUCAAUGGUGGGAGGAUAUAACCAACUUCUUUUAUAUUCGCUUGUGUGUUGAAUUAUGUGCCCUUACAGAUGACGAACUCUGCUUGAUUCUACUAGGCCGCAAGCCGAGCACCAUUCUUUCCGCCUCCCACCUUCGGAACUUCCAGUUGCGAAACUUUCGUCUUGUUUGCGAUGCUAGAAGCGUAGUCUUUCAGUACUGGAGAUCUGCCAGUGAGGGAUGCCUUCCAAAACUUCCUUUUUUCAGCCCCUCCCCCUUUUAUAUCUGUUAUCCUUUUGUGAUAUCACAUAGAGACAUUUGGAUAUGAUGUGCAUAUAUAAAUAAUGGCCACUAGAUUGUGGUCACAACUUUUGUAAAUAUUUCAUUUUUCUAUAAAUGUACACAUGCAUUUCACUUUCUCUUGAGUACGAAUAUGAUAUGUAUUUUGAACUUUUAUGUUAUUCUUCUUGCAUAUUUUUUGUAUAAUGUUCAUCAAGCACUGUAAAGUGGAGAUAGAGUAUGAAUGAAUGAAACCAAUGGAA
This is a messenger RNA of Saccostrea echinata, 3380 nucleotides long. RefSeq names its product cytochrome P450 1A1-like. The coding region runs from base 107 to 1579 and encodes 490 amino acids. The record is from RefSeq and is a predicted model, not a curated record. Gene Ontology annotation, molecular function: oxidoreductase activity, acting on paired donors, with incorporation or reduction of molecular oxygen, reduced flavin or flavoprotein as one donor, and incorporation of one atom of oxygen; iron ion binding; heme binding. The transcript is spliced from 8 exons. Gene Ontology annotation, biological process: xenobiotic metabolic process. Lineage: Eukaryota; Metazoa; Mollusca; Bivalvia; Ostreida; Ostreidae. Gene Ontology annotation, cellular component: cytoplasm; intracellular membrane-bounded organelle.